GCAUCCUGGAAUAGUGAAGAAACUCAUGUUUAAGUUUCUUUUCAAGUCAGCAGCUAGACGAAAAAUUGAACCCACAUGUUGUAACAAUAAUGAACAUAGUCUUAUCUAAUAUGUUUUUAACUUAAUUUGUUAAGGAUUGAGUGACUCCUGUUGUGUGUUACGUGUCGCGUGCAUAAAUACCCGGGCAUCAAGUGCAGCGGAAGUAGAAAGGAAAUCCUGUUCGGCAAUAUCGGACAGAACACAACGCUAAGGUUUUGACCAGAAAAUAUGGACCCCGUUCCAGCACUAUUAGUUGGCCUCUUAUUACUAUUCGUAGUACUGAUUGUCGGCCUAUUAUUGACGUAUUGUUAUCGUCGCUGUAAUGGAAGUGCACAAGAAGUCAGAGACACUCAUGGCUCGAAAAGAUGUGAUACCGUUUACUAUAAAAAUGAGCGUAGACAAGAUCCUUAUCAUUCUGAUUCUUACUCCAAAGACUCCCAACAGGCGUAUGAAAACGAGAAGUCUAUGGUAAACGAGAAAGUAAAGAAAAUUCGAAAUAAUUUGCUCAAAGAAGAGGAACUAAAGUCUGCCAUACCUUUUGGAGACGAUACUACUAUAAUAAUCGGGGUUGAUGCCACACCGCACCAUAUUGGAGGAUAUUUCAUAAACCUAGCUCAAAAAAGGGGAGAAUUCUAUCAUUUUCCCGUCAGCAAGUUACCCUGGACCCUAACGCCGAAACAAAACAAGGCGGGAAACUCGGGCGAAUUUGAAAUGAAAAACUUAAUGUUUGCCCUCUACUUGUGGAAAAACGAGCUCCCUCAAAAAGGCUUGGCUUCCAAAGCGAUCGUGUACACAGACAAUUUCGCUUAUCAUAAAAAGCGAUCAACGUAUGGAAUUCGAGCAAAAAGCUUUAUUCAACAUUUACAAAUUUGCGAAGGAAAGCAGAUCCAAGUCAAAGUGAAAGGCACGAACGAGGCGGGUAUCGAAGAUCACGCCAGUUUAUGGGACACACUUUAAAGAAUCCACAAAGGCGAAAGAACAAUUGGAACGGAUGAAGGGAAAUCAUUCCCCGUUUAAGCACAUGCAGUGUGAAAGCUGUGAUUUUGAAGAAAACAGUCCCUCGCUCCAUUCCGUCGUAAUUAAUUGAUACGGCUUCAGUUCCAUGUGAUGUGUUAUAAUUAUGUGUUAUGUAUGAAUAUUUAUAAAUACAUAUGUAUGUACGUAUUUAUCUAA
Folsomia candida is the source of this 1212-nucleotide messenger RNA. RefSeq lists its product as uncharacterized. The record is from RefSeq and is a predicted model, not a curated record. The coding region runs from base 268 to 996 and encodes 242 amino acids. The transcript is spliced from 5 exons. NCBI's taxonomy places the organism in Eukaryota, Metazoa, Arthropoda, Collembola, Entomobryomorpha, Isotomidae.